This is a messenger RNA of Ciona intestinalis (vase tunicate), 1981 nucleotides long. The record is from RefSeq and is a predicted model, not a curated record. Lineage: Eukaryota; Metazoa; Chordata; Ascidiacea; Phlebobranchia; Cionidae.
AACAAAUUUGUCUCGUUCAGUUUUGUUGCAAAAACUGUUUACAAUCGGUUUUGUUUAUUUAAACCACUAUUUAAUCUACUAGUGCUAUGUAAUCUCGGUCAAACUAAUGGAGUAAGGACAAAUAACUGUCAGCGGUAUCAUUUACAUUUUAACGUGGGGAUGGCAACGUCAAACGAAGAACUUGUUCUAUUAAAUAGCACUACAAGUUCGGCCGUCUUAAAUUUUACAGCCACCACAACCACACCCCACACAGCAGCAUUUAAUACUUAUGAAUUUGGGACGGCCCUUGCCGUUGUUGGUAAUAUAUUGAUCGCCAUUUCAUUAAAUGUCCAAAAGUUUGCCCAUCGUAAACGACAAGCUGAGGGAAUUGUGGAAGAUUCAACUUUAUGUGGGAGUAAUAGUUACUUAAGGUCCCCUGUAUGGUGGACGGGAAUAAUCUUGAUGGCUAUUGGGGAGAUUGGAAACUUUGUCGCUUAUGGAUUUGCCCCAGCUUCUGUUGUGGCUCCACUAGGAUGUGUUGCUGUCCUCGCUAAUGGAGGGUUAGCCGUGAUCUUCAAUGAAGAAAGUCUGAGGAUGCGAGACGUGGUUGGAGCAUCGUUUGCGAUCGUUGGAUCUUUCCUCAUCGUGACUUUUUCCAGCAAACCAAAGAUGAUCCUCAACGCACAGGAGUUAACCUCUCAUCUUGGUGGAUGGCAGUUCAUCAUAUAUGUAUUUGUGGAGGUUGUGAUGUUUGGAAUCGUGAUGUUUGUGAAGUCACAUGAUGUGCACAACGUGAUGCUUCAUCUUACGUUGGUCGCCAUACUUGGCUCGUUCACCGUCAUUAGUGCUAAAGCUGUUUCAGGGUUACUUGCGUUAACUAUAGAAGGAAAAAGCCAACUUGAUGAACCAAUCCUCUACAUCAUGGUCGUUAUUAUGAUAGUCACUACUAUAUUUCAGGUGAAAUAUUUGAACGAAGCCAUGAGACUAUACGACAUAGCCACAGUUGUGCCUAUUAACUUCGUCCUAUUCACCAUCAGUGCUAUCUUAGCUGGAACAUUAUUUUAUCAGGUUUGUUAAAUUAUGGCAACAUUUUUCCAACUUUUGCCAAUUGUUUUCAAAGUAGCAGCUGGUUUUGGGAUAAUGAGACAAUCCUGGUUUGAAUCCCAGGACCCAUGGGCCAUGGCUUGCAGUGCUGUGGGACCUCACCAACACAGAAUAUGAAUAUAAGUAACAGCAGAAAGAGUAUGCCCCAUACUAUAUAACCCUUAAACCACAACAAUAAGGGUAAUGGACCACUCCUGGCCUAUAUCGUCUUAUGGCACGCUACGUGACCUUACCCAUAUAGAAUAGUUGAGCUGUUUCAAUAAAAUUCAAGGUUCCUUGUUAUCUUGUUUAUAGUCUUAGCACGUAUUCUUUUAUUUCGUCAACCAAAUUUUCAAUCAAUGUUAAUUAAAUCAUUGAACAAGUGUUGUAGAACCAUUGUGUCACUGAUAUGUUUAUUAUUAAUAAGUAAAUCCUUUCAUGUUUAUGUUUUCAUUUUGCCGCCAACAAGCCAGAAUAUCUCAGAAAUAAAUGGGAUAUUAAUGUUGGUGAAUAUAAAACAUCCUGUUUCCCUGGUUUGCAAUUUGUUUGUUAUAAUGUUUUAGGACCUUCCUGAAUCCUGUUUUAAUUAUUAUACAUUGUUAACUCUGUUGUUAGAUAUCUUGCUUUAAAAAAGAAAGUAUAUCUUCGUACAUAUAUAUAUUUUUUUUAAUUUUAUGAAUUUACAUAUGAUUUUCUGAAAAAAAACAUAUAAAAUUUAGAUUUUAAAGUAAAACAAAACUAUGUAAAUUCCCCGAUAUGAAGUCUUAGUGAAAAUGCCAACAAUUAAAAUCACGAUAGUGAUGUAAAUUACUCUUCUUUAUUGGCACCUCUGGUGUGGUGUAAUGGGCCAACCCUGGUCUGAAUCCUCGGACCUAUGGCGGGCCUUACCUGUCACCCAUAUAGAUACUCAUAUUUGAAA